Molecule: messenger RNA, 689 nt
Organism: Tilletiaria anomala UBC 951
Lineage: Eukaryota; Fungi; Basidiomycota; Exobasidiomycetes; Georgefischeriales; Tilletiariaceae
Exons: 1
Coding region: 81-533 (150 amino acids)
Source: RefSeq, a predicted model, not a curated record
CUAUGUUCCCAUUCUAGCUCUCCUCUGACCCCUGCUCUCCUCACGUGGUACCUUUUUGAACUGCAUCUUGCUGUCGCGAUAUGGACGUGGUGAACAGGGGCCCAUUAAUCGCUUCACAGUGGCAUCCUCCACCGCUGUGCAAGUUUCAUGCCGGGCCCAAAGCAAACAGGCGCAUCGCAUUACCUCCCUUGGGAGAGAGCGGUGCUGUCGCCGACGGACGCUUCACUUUGCGAGGUAUGAUCUGGCCUUUUUCCUCUGUCUCGUUUGGGAUGGAGGUAAGGCACUCAUCCUUCGCCAUUACACGUUCUUUACACUCUUCGCCUCGUUCAUUCACCCGGCUCGACUGGCUGCUAGCGAUCUGCCGCCCGCAAACACUGUCCCUGACGUCGCGCAUCAAUCCUUGCGCCUGUUGGCUUCCUGCUUGCGCCCUACCGAUGAAUACCAAGCAGGGCCGAGGGCAGAUAGAACGACUGCAGGCAUUUUCAGAGCAACAAGGAGCGGGACUACCGACAAUAUUGCGAUUGUCUUUGUAACUUGAUGUGAGCCGUAUUCGCAGUCUAUUAUAAAUGUGCGAGUCCGCAUGCAAGCAAGGAAAGGGGACUGUCGCGACGGGACCACUUUCGGCCGGGUCAUCGCCUCAGUAAAGAUGAAUGAUUGAGAAUAGCCGCUAGCGCGGAGCAUCUUUUAUU